UAGGCGCCGUCUAUAUACAGCAAUAAGACUACAAUUCCCACAGUGUGUGCUGUUCAUGGCGUCUGGUCAAGGGCUAAUGACAAGUCGCCUUCUGACAAACAGAUAGGCCCGUGAUUUUAACGGUGUUGUUGUUGUUGUGCUGUCUGCGAGUGACACGAUGGAGGUGGAGAGCGUCCGCGUGGAAGAUGAAGGGCGCCUGACCCAGAUGAGGUUUGAUGCCGCCGUGAAGGUGAUCAAGAGUUUACCCCCGAAUGGUCCCUUUCAGCCCUCCAAUGACAUGAUGCUCAAGUUCUACAGCUACUAUAAACAGGCCACUGUGGGACCAUGCAGCAUACCCCGACCUGGCUUCUGGGAUGUAGUUGGAAAGGCGAAAUGGGAUGCCUGGAAUUCUCUUGGAGAAAUGUCCAAAGAAGAAGCAAUGUCAUCUUAUGUUGAUGAAAUGAAACUGAUCCUAGAGGGGAUGCCCAUGACCGACGAGGUGGAGGAGCUGUUAAAGGUCCUCGGCCCGUUCUACGAGCUGGUGGACGAAAAGAAAAAGAUCGCGCAGAUAUCAGACCUGAGCACAGGGUUUGGCACAAUGAUGAAUUCAAUGGCAUCAAAAAGUGUUGCAAAGAGCAUUGUUAGAAACAUGGAAAUGAACGGCACUCUGGAGACACGGCCUGCAAGGCUUAAACAGAAGGAAGUGAGGUCAGAGGAAGAUGCGCUGCAGGAUGAUGAUGAGGAGGAGGAGGAGGAGGAAGAUGACGAUGAGGAGGAGGAAGAGGAGGAGGAGGAAGAAGAAGAAAUGGUGACAAGGGAGGUCAGAAAAGACAAAAAAUCUGGACCAUCACAACCAAAGAAGAAAACUUUAGCUAGGAGACAAAAAGCUCCGCUGUCAAACGGUAAAGUCGCUAACGGGGCCACCCAUCUGACCAAUGGCAGUCAUUCCAGAGCUGCUCUGAACAGCGACAAGUCCCAGGAGGGUUCACUAGGCGAGCCUCUGCUCAACGGACACAAUCCAGAUCCAAGUGUAGCUGCGUCUGCACCCAGUCACCUGACCAGCGACUCAGACAGCGAGGUGUACUGUGACUCUGUGGACCAGUUCGGACAGGAAGAGAACUCGGAGCAUAACCGCUCUCUGGAUGAAUUGGAUGAAGAAGAGAACCACCUCCAUGCAAUUAUGAACUCUUUCUUUUGGCAGGCAAGAUCAGUGGCUCUGUCUCCUACUUAUGCAUCUCCCCCAGUGAAUAAUAGGAGUCAGAAACCGUCCUGGUGGCCUUUUGACAUUUCACCAACCAGUUUGGCCUUUGCUCUUAUAUGGCCAUUUGUGGUACAGUGGCUUAUCCGCCUAUACUUGCAGAGGAGGAGAAGACGAAUCAACUGAACCCAGUGACACCUUAAAUCGCCGUGGGCACGACAAUAACAAAUCCCCAAAAUAUUAUGGAUGGGUUGCUAAUGGCUGUAACUCUUCCCCUGCUUAGACCCAUGGCCCAGUAAUUAGCUCUUGCACUAUAAAGAAAGCCCCUAAAACUAACGAGAGCGAGGAAGCAGUCUCUCAGGCGCGUUGCAGCGUGGAUGUGGAGUCACAAAGGAAGAUGAAAGUAUGGGCUUGCUGUCUGUGAUUAUCCAACUGUUUCAAGAUGAAUCUACUGUAUUGGAUUGUUUUUCUCUGUAAGAAAUGGUCUGAGUCCAGCUGUAGAGUAGCUUCUCAAUUAUUUCCGUAACUGAGAUAUUAUUGCACACAAAUCUGCGUUUUCAGCUUAAGGUUUCAUUUGAUGUUACUAGAAAUGUCCCCAAUUCCCUUUCAUUAGUUGCCCAGGUAAUGCUGCUAUAGUAAAAUAUUGUAAUUACUGUAGAAAUGAGGAAUGAAUGUAUUAAUUAUUGAAAUGUGAGAUUCUUUUUCAUUCUAAAUUAAUAUUUAUUGCUUUUAGCAACAGUUGCAAUGAAGACGUUGCUGGCCAGCUUUCAGCUGUAAAAGUGAGAUUUCUGUUGAAGUGAAUAUUUGUGUGUAGAUCAGACCAGGUUCAGGAUGUUUUCAUCAACGGUUUUGCUACAUAUCAGUCUGCAAUCACUUCAGAUUGUUUUGUACUUCAGUUUCUAAAUAGAAGAAGUGCCUCAGCAUUACAAGGUAUUUUGUACUGUAGGCAUUAUGAUUUCUUACAUUCUCUUAUUGUAACAUAACCCUUGCAUUUCUGGACCAAAUUCAGACUAAUUGUACUACUUAGUGAGCCAUGAAUUAGCAGAAAUCUUCCAAUCUGAUAUCCUAUAACUAAUGCAUAAUGUUUGUCACCGUCUGUGUCGUUUCAUUUUAAUGUGUGAAGAAUUUCAUUGGGAUGAUAGUAAUCGUGAAUUGUUUGCAGAGCAGCGAGCUCCAUAUAAAUUGUAUACAAUAGCUGUACAGUCCAAACAAAAAUGCAAUAUUUUAAUUGCAUCUCUGUGUAAUAUGAUACCAUAUUUACAAAGUAUGGCAUCUGCAUUAGCACUGAUCUUUCCAGCGCUAUUAUGUUUUAAUUAAAGAAAAAAAAUGCAAUAGUUUACCUUUCUACUGAAAUGUACUAAGGCUUUCUCACCCUCUCUGCCUGUGGAUAGAGUGGUGUUUUGCAUGUGAUAAUCUCAGCCUGAAAUAAAGUUUUCACAAAGCA
Neolamprologus brichardi is the source of this 2621-nucleotide messenger RNA. NCBI's taxonomy places the organism in Eukaryota, Metazoa, Chordata, Actinopteri, Cichliformes, Cichlidae. The record is from RefSeq and is a predicted model, not a curated record.